Molecule: messenger RNA, 1921 nt
Organism: Patella vulgata (common limpet)
Lineage: Eukaryota; Metazoa; Mollusca; Gastropoda; Patellidae
Product: RING finger and transmembrane domain-containing protein 2
Exons: 9
Coding region: 210-1481 (423 amino acids)
Biological process (GO): positive regulation of ERAD pathway
Molecular function (GO): ubiquitin protein ligase activity
Source: RefSeq, a predicted model, not a curated record
GAAGGAAAGUACACUGACGUCAGUUUAUCAGUCUAUUUUUAGAAUAUUUCUUGAGCAAACGAACACACUUUAAAGUCAUUAACAGACGUUGUUGACAUGAAACAAGACUGUCAAUGAUCUGCAUGUGGUUGUAUCAUGUACUGUAGGUAAAUAUUGUAAGAAUAAGACUGAGUUAACAUAAUUCACGCAACAAAUGUAAAAGAAUAGAAAUGGCUUCUGAAGGACAACAGACAAGAUAUUCAGUAAAUCUUAAUGUUCCUCAAAUGCCCAGAAACUUUAAUAUGGCGCACAUGGCACAGGGCCUACUACCAAAUUUGCCAUCACAAUUUACUAGACCAGUACGCCCAGUUUUCCACCAUGGACCACGUCUUGAAGGAAUGAGACCAUCGUCAGUUGUUUUAAACAUGGACAGUAUGGCUCCCGAGUUCAUGCAGGCUCGCAGUAAUCUACCACCACAUUUAAACCUACAACAACAAUUUGAUUUACAACAGCAAUUGGCUAGUUUACAUGAUAUCAAUCAGAAUACCAAUGGUACCGCCACAAAUCCUCAAGAAGAACCUCCACCAUCACCAAAUGGUGGUUUAGAGAAUCAACUUGAUUGGCGUCUGUUUGUAUCCUGGUUACAGAACUCUGGCAUAUUUAUUAUUUUGUUAUUUCUGAAACUAAUGUAUGAUCACAGAUUGGGAGUUUUGAUUUUUUUAGCUUUAGGUGGAACAUUUUACUAUGUAAACCAAAAAUUAGUUGCCAGUAUUCAUCAGUGUUCAGUGAGGGAAUCUGGAAAUAAAAGAUAUCUUUUACAACUUGGGGGACUUGUUUUCUAUCUAUUCAUUAAUAUGGCUUUUGUUUAUUAUAUGUUUUCUGAUCAAGCGUUAUGGAAAUCAUUAAUAUUUAGAACACCUAAUGUAGCAGGGUUUGAUAUUUGGACCUUAUUAUGGGUUGUUUUAAUCAAUGAUUAUAUGAUUAAGUUUGCUACAGUCAUAAUAAAAGCCUUCAUUACUAUGAUACCUAGUCAGUUAUUAAAACACAGAAGAAGGGGGAAAUAUUACAUGUUUAUCGAAUAUUUAUCUCAAUGUUUCCGUCAAAUUAUACCGAUUAUUCCAUGGAUGCACUUUCUGUCUGAUGAUCAACAUACUGGGAAAUGGUUUGCAUCAUUUGAAGUUAUUGUAUAUUUAUUAUUUAAGGUUAAUAUUGUGUGGGCAUCCAUUAGAGAAUUACAAAAAGCUUUUCAGCGUCUACGUGUACAUACAGUAUUUGGUAGUAAACCAGGCUCAGAAGAUUUAAAACAAAGAGGUGAAAAUUGUCCAAUAUGCCAGGAUGAACUUAAAGAUGCUGUUAUGUUAACUUGUAAACACAUAUUCUGUGAAGAUUGUGUUUCUGUAUGGUUUGAUCGUGAGCGAACCUGUCCUAUGUGUCGAGCACAAAUAACAGAUAAUCCUAGUUUUCAAGAUGGCACCACAGUCAUGCACUUACAGUGGUACUGAUCACAGAAUAUUCAUUAUUUUUGUGUAUGCAACAAAAAAAAUAUAUAAAUUGCAAAAUAAUUUAAAAUGUUUUGCAUUCUUGAACUUGUACAGUGAUAUCUAAAUUUUUAAUGUGUUUGGAUCGAUAAAAACGUAUUAUUUAUCAGCUUUGAUAUCAUCACUGUGGGAGUUAAUUGAAGUGACUGGUGCAUGUUUUAAUUUCCUCUAAGAAGGAAAUUUCUGGGUUAAUGAACUGAGUAUAUAUAUAUUUAAGUGAUCUAAAAUUCCCAUGUCUUAUAUGGUUGUCACAGCAGAUUAUGGACAAGCAGGAAGUCUGGACUAUUUUAUUUUGUUUUGAAACUCAUUUUAUUGUUAACCUGGAUUAUCUAGCUUAAAGCUGAACUCCGAUUACAAAACUACAGGAAUAAUUAAAUAAAAAAAAAGGUAAUGCCCUAAACGAC